Messenger RNA from Anneissia japonica, 3799 nucleotides. Its product is annotated as protein MLP1-like. Gene Ontology annotation, cellular component: nuclear envelope; meiotic nuclear membrane microtubule tethering complex. NCBI's taxonomy places the organism in Eukaryota, Metazoa, Echinodermata, Crinoidea, Comatulida, Comatulidae. Gene Ontology annotation, biological process: nuclear envelope organization. The record is from RefSeq and is a predicted model, not a curated record. Gene Ontology annotation, molecular function: protein-membrane adaptor activity.
UCCUAUAUUAUUGUAAUCCUAUUUUAUCUGUUUACUAUUCACACAGGUGCUUCAAGCCUACUUGGAUUUGCUGGUUAUUCUUAUUUAUUUGCUUCAACUGAAAAUGAAACCGAGAUAUCACCUUUACAUGACAUUGAUAAGAAACUAGAAUUGGUGAUUGGAACUUUAGAAGGUGAAGAAGCUACUGAUACAGGAGGAGAAGAAGUGGGAGGAGGAGUAGGAUUGGGAGGAGGAGCAGGAGGGGGAGGAGUAGUAGGAGGGGGAGGAGUAGGAUGUGUUGGAAUGAAUGAAAUAAAAGCUAUGAUAGCUGCUGGAAUCGACAAGAAAAUAUCUGAAGUGAACCACUUAAUACUUGAUCAACAGAAACAAAUUCGACAUCAAGAACUUAUGAUUGCAGAGCUUCAAGACAGAUUUACCAAAAUGCAUGAUGAGAAAACAGUAGCAGACAUAAAUAGCUUAGAUGUAAGAAUAACUCAGCUUCACACUGAUUUACGCAACAUCAAGUUCCUAAAGGAAGGCAGUAGCUGGGAUAGCAUGUUUCAAAGUAUAUCCCAGGAAGUCGGAACAUUAUCAAACAGUCAUGCUCAUUUGGUCACAGAAGUUCAGCAGUUCCAAAAAAUGCUUUCAGAUAUCACACCAUCAUUGGAUGCAAGGUUUGCUGAUCACAGCAACUCGUUAGAUUUAGCAGAACAGCAAUUUUCUCGUGAUGUAACUGAGCUCGGUGCCCAAUUGCAAGUGGUAGAAUCACAGUUAAAUGGCUUACUGCACUCAGAUAACCCUAAUGAUGAUGACAUUAAGAUGUUAAUCACAAUGAUAAAUGCCCAUGAAUCAAACAUGACAAAGCUACGUGUUGACUUGCGAGCAGUUAAGACACAAAUAGCUGCUGUUAGUGAUAAAGACAAAGGAGGCAAAAUCCACGAAAGCUUAGCAAGUCUUCAAGUGGAUGUUUCGAAUUUGUCCAGUAUUGUUGGUGGAAUUAAAACAACAGUCAAUCAACAAUCGACAAUCGUUUCAGGUUUAGAACAUUCUUUGAAAGUUUCCAACAUUGGGUUAAGGUCUGAAAUUGAAUCACUGUCAGGUUCCAUCAUCAGUCUCCAGGACCUUCAACAGAAAUCAGCUGCAGAUUUAAUAAUUAAUUUUGGUCAGUGGGAGUCACAACUUGAAACAUUAAACAAAGAAUCUAAAGGUUUGCAGCAAAAUUUAUCAAGUACAGUACAACUUGUGCAAAAUGAUCUUGCAGCAACGACUGCUACAGUGUCACACUUGAAGGCUGAUGUCAUGCAGCUGAAGAGAGUACAUGGAGAUCACCAAGAAGAAAUUCUUGCAAUGAAAAAGACACCUUUUAUUCAAGAUCCUCACUUAUCACCUGACUCUAGGUUGUUAGUCUCUCAACUUAGUGAAGAAACCAACCUUCUGAAGAAUGAGUUCCAGUUUUUGUCUUCCACAGAAGAUGAGCAAUCUCAGCAGACAUUAGAAAAAAUGAACCAGAUGAUCCAAGCUCUUGCAGUAAAUGUUGCAAACAUCCAGAGAAGUAUUGUUGAGGAUGGGGAUGUUGUGUCUCAAGUUACACUUCGGCAUUUGAGUUCGCUUGUUGGUGACGUCAAGCAUGUACAACAGCAGCUUGAUGAUGUACAGGUCACAGGUCAGCUGUCUAGUGAAGCAGAACAUUGGGAGAAUGCUGAGUUAAACCUUAAAAAGUUAAGCAACAAAUUAUCAACACUUAGAAAUGAGGUAGAUAGUAUUGCAUUGCUGCGAACUGAUUUAGAUUCGGUCAUGAUGGAUGAGUUACCACAACUAAGGAAGGAUGUCUUGUCAAACAGAAGAGAUCUGUGGUUGAGACUUGCCAUGAUAAGUAAAGAGUAUAAUGCUAGUGUGGGCAAGUUGGACACCAAAUUCACUGCUUUACAGGAGUCUUAUUCCUCUGCUCAAAUCAGUGGUACUAUAUCGUCAGGUGAGAUACUGUCGAUAAAUGGCAAAAUUACUGCUUUACAAUCAGAAUUGAAUGCAUUGAAAGAGAUCCAAGAACAAUUGGAAAACAUGAAAUCAACAUUAACAGAUUCACAGAAGGAAGUAAUGACACAGAAACAGAGGUUGAAUAAACUUGAGAACCAGAUAUCCACAAUAUCCAAUUUGGAAAUACCUGUUGACCUUAAUAACAAACUAUCAGCAAUUGGAGAGGUCCAACAGGAAAUUAGCCAUGAUAUGAGUAAAUUUAAAGUCGGUAUCAAAGAAAUUGAGAAGCACUUCCACGUACCUGGUACCAACAAAUGGAUAGAUAUCAGUCUGUUGAAUGAACAUGUCGGAGCAUUGGACGUACAAAUUGAAGCCAUCCAGAAGGAUCUGGUGAUUUCAAGCACCGGUACUGGUGAUGUUUCUAAGCAACCGUCAGGUCUUGACGCUGACCUCUUGAAGCUACAAGAAGAUAUUGUUCUUCUGAACACAGUCCUGGGAGUGUCAUCAGAUAGCAACCAAGGGGGCACACUAGUAACAUUACAACAGAGGCUAGCAGUUCUAGAGGACUCAAUUAGUGGAGAGGAAAAGAACACUCAGUUUGCAGUUGACGUAUCAAAGGCAUCAGAAGAUGUUAUUUUACUGAGAUCAAGUAUUGAGAAGUUAUCAACAUCUGUCAGUGCUGUGGAAAAGGUUGUUAGUGCUGCAAAUUUGGAUAAUUUGCAAUCAGAUGUAACAAACCUAAAGACAAUUUUUCAACAACUUCAAUUGGAUCUUACAAAAUGUUGCAAGAAUGGUUCAGCUAUGGCUGCAUUGUUUAUGGCUGAUGAAUCUAGUGGCAUCUUGGACUUCUUGAUGUCACGUUUUGUUGGAAGAGAUGAAUUGGAUCUGACAAAGCAGAAGUUAUCGGCAGGUGCUCUCAAUAUGAAUGCAACAGAUGAAGUCAAUUUACAGAUUAUUCGUAACAUCGUGAAUGAUCUGAUGCUUGUGAAUAAUGCAGACAAAACUGGUAUGGUGGACUUUGCAUUAGAAUCAGCUGGUGGCAGCAUUAUCAACACUCGGUGCUCCAAGACUUACUCCCCCAAGACAGGACUACUUAGCAUCUUUGGUAUACCUUUGUGGUAUUCUUCUAGUUCACCGAGAAUGGUUAUUCAGCCUGACAUGAACCCCGGCAACUGCUGGGCGUUUGUAGGGACUCAGGGUUAUGUGGUGAUACAGUUAUCAAACUUUGUCAAGAUCACUUCCUUCUCAAUGGAACAUAUCCCAAAAUCCCUUUCCCCUACUGGCAACAUUGACAGUGCUCCCAACAACUUCUCUAAAUCAAAUACAGAUGCCUUUCGUAUUGUGGAGCUGAGGAUUCACAGUAACCAUGGUAACAUAGAAUACACAUGUUUAUAUCGUUUCCGUGUUCAUGGAAUUCUUCAGAAGUAGUAUUGCGUAAUAACUUGAUAUAAUAGAAACUUGGUGCCAAAGGAUUAAUGUACUUGUGCAUAAUAAUUGUACAUACUGAUUGUAAAUACUUUUUUCUAUAUUGUUGCAACAAAUUUAUAUAAUAAAAAUUAUGAACAAGACGGUUGAUAAAGGAUCUGCAUGUUGCAGAGGUUUUUGAUAUUUCAUUUAAUGUCGUAUUUUUUUAUGCCUUGUUCAGUGAACCUGCCCCCUGCCAAUAUUGGUGAUUUCAAAUAAAAAUACAAUUUUAAUUUUUGCCAAUUUGUGCACCCGCCGCCACAAAAAAUUGAAAUUUCAGAAAAAAAUAAUUAUUACGCCCACCACUGCCAUUAAAUCUAAAAAUAAGGUAUGUAUGUUUCUUCCUAAUUAUAUAAAUUUAAAGCAUUUAACCAUCCCAUUA